UAGCUCCUUUACGACGCUAUGUAUAUAAAUAUAUCUGUAUCUAUUCAGUUCGUGAAAUAUCUAACACGCAGUAAAUCACAGAAAGAAGGUUCGAUCGUUAUAAAAUCAAAACUGCAGCUUGGGGAAAAUUGGACGACAUUGCGAAAUUGUUUUCCUCGCCUUCUUCAACAGCACUGGUGAUUAGACUAUAUCGACUAUUUCGAUUUCUAACAACAAUCAUGGCUACUGCUUCUGCGUGUUCUACACAUAACGGAGAGCUUAUUUUCUUUGUGAAUGGGGCACAAGUUGUGGAAUCAAAACCAGAUCCACUAAUGCCACUCGUGGAAUUCUUACGGACAAAAUUACAUUUGACGGGAACCAAGGUGGGGUGUGGUGAAGGAGGGUGCGGGGCCUGCACCGUCAUGAUAUCCAGGUAUAACAUGAACACUGACACGGUAGUUCACUACUCCAUCAACUCGUGCCUGGCGCCACUCGCAGCCAUGCACGGUCUGGCCGUUACUACAGUGGAAGGCGUUGGCAGUACGAAGACUAAAGUACAUCCAGUGCAGGAGCGGAUCGUCAAGGCCCAUGGGACACAGUGCGGCUUCUGUACCCCGGGUAUCGUUAUGUCCAUGUAUACCCUGCUGAGGAACGAACCGCUGCCGAGCCUGGAGCAACUCAGCACUACAUUUGACGGAAAUCUUUGUCGCUGCACAGGAUACAGACCAAUCCUUGACGGUUACAAAACAUUUACGAAGGAAUACUGUGAGAUGGGUGGAAAAUGUAGAAAGAUCAAACGGAGAAAGCCUAGCUAUAGACCCAGUAUCUGUAAUCAGAGUAUUGGUGAUAUAGAAGAUCUGGUGCCAUAUGACCCCGCUGACGAACCAAAGUUUCCACUUGACCUUAAGGUAAACCACGAGAAAUAUCACAAGACAAGUCUGACGUUUCGCACGGAUCAUGUGACAUGGUUUAGACCAACCACUCUGGACGAACUUCUUGAUCUAAAAUCCACUUUUCCACAAGCAAGACUUGUGAAUGGAAACACAGAAAUUGCCAUAGAAAUGCGAUUUAAGAAGAUGAAAUAUGAUGUGAUGAUUGCGACAACUCAUAUACCAGAUCUGAAGACAUUGGAAAGAAAUAAAUCUGGCAUAACCAUAGGAGCAUCAAUAACUCUCUCCAGACUGGAUACAUUCCUUAAACAGGAAUGUGGGCAGAUGGCAGAAGAAGAAACUCGAGUAUAUUCUGCCGUGGUCGACAUGUUGCAGUGGUUUGGUGGAAAACAAGUGCGAAAUGUUGCAGUUGUUGCUGGUAACAUUAUGACUGCGAGUCCUAUUUCCGACCUAAACCCAAUUUUCCUCGCUUCCGGUUCAGUAUUAGACGUAGUAUCAAGAGAACGAGGAAGACGCAAAAUAAGGAUGGACAACACUUUUUUUAAAGGAUAUCGGCGAACUGAGGUUAAACCAGAUGAAAUCCUUCUGUCUGUCACUCUACCAGCAACACACAAGAACGAAUAUUUCUCGGCGUUUAAGCAGGCCAACCGGCGUGACGACGACAUUGCUGUAGCCAAUGCUGCAAUGAAGGUCGUGUUUCACGACGACACCAACAUCAUCAAAGACAUGGCACUGGCAUUUGGUGGGAUGGCGCCAGUCACUGUCAUGGCAACCAACACCACAGAAAAACUCCGUGGCAGUACCUGGGAUAGUGACCUUGUCAGUACAGCGUGCUCGCUCCUCGCUGACGAUCUUCCGCUAACACCAGACGCACCUGGGGGAAUGGUGCAGUUCAGAAAAACGCUUACUCUGAGCUUCUUCUUCAAGUUUUACUUGCGAGUGAAAUCAAAACUGACAAUUACACUGGGUGUGGAGGACAACACAGCGCCGACUGACGAGAGCGCCACACAGCAGUUCGUGGCCAACAGGAAGUGGAAGAGCAGUCAGGUGUACGAAGAGGUCGAAGUCGGACAGCCAAUCACCGAUGCUGUAGGCAGACCUCUCGUGCACAAAACAGCCUAUCAGCAAGCUACAGGGGAGGCGUGCUUUGUGGAUGAUAUUACCCCUGUGGAAGGUGAAUUAUUCCUGUCUCUGGUUUUGAGCAGCAAGACUCACGCCAACAUCAUCAACAUGGACGCCUCGGAGGCGCUGAGCAUCGCAGGUGUUGUGGACUUCAUUAGCGUAAAGGACGUACCCGGUCAGAACGUCCUACAUGGAAUUGAUGAACACAUAUUCGCCACGGACAAAGUGACAUGUCAAGGGCAGGUUGUCGGUGCGAUUGUUGCCACAUCUCACACCCUGGCGAAAAAAGCAGCGCAGAUUGUUAGGAUAGACUACGAAGAACUGGAGAGUGUUGUUACUAUAAAGGACUCCAUUGCAAAAGAGUCGUUUUACAAGUUUUCGCCUGUCCUGCAGCACGGCGACGUGGAGGAGGGGUUCCGCCAAUCAGACCAUGUAAUCUGCGGGGAGGUGAGCACGGGGGCCCAGGAGCACUUCUACAUGGAGACCCAGACAGCGCUGGCCGUCCCAAGGGAGGAGGGCGAGAUGGAGCUGUUUGUGUCCUCACAGAAUCCCACAGAAGUACAGGGAGUUGUGGCUGAGGCACUUAACAUCCAAGCCAACAAGAUUACAGUUCGCGUCAAAAGAUUAGGUGGUGGAUUUGGCGGAAAGGAAACGAGACCCAAACUGAUUGCAUGUCCUACAGCUAUAGCGGCAGCCAAACUUAUGAAACGUGUGAGAUGUACGCUAGAACGAGAAGAAGAUAUGGUUUCUAUGGGAACUAGGCAUCCAUUUCUUGGAAAAUACAAAAUUGGGUUCACGAACCAGGGAAAGGUUAUGUCGUUGGAGUUGGACCUAUACAGUAACUGUGGAAACUCUCUCGAUGUAUCGCCGGGGGUGAUGGAGAGAGCCCUGUGGCAUGCAGACAACUCUUACAGAGUUCCCAAUUUUGUCAUCCGCGGUUACUUGUGUAAGACGAACCGGACAUCAUGCACAGCAUUCCGUGGUUUUGGCGCUCCCCAGGCGAUGUUCGUUGCCGAAACAUGGAUAACGGAUAUCGCCUACUUCCUAAACAUUGUACCAGAACAGGUACGACAGACGAAUCUGUACAAGAACGGCGAUCCGAUGCCCUUCGGCAUGCAGUGUGACAAGGGGAACAUCCAGCACUGCUGGGAGGAGUGUCUCGACACGGCGGACCUCGACACUCGGCGACAACAAGUGAAACAGUUCAACAGAGAAAACCGAUGGAAAAAGAAAGGAAUUUCUGUAACACCUGUAACAUAUGGCAUUGCGUUUGGAUUGUGGGAACUCAAUCAGUCUGGUGCACUAGUCCAUAUAUACAGGGAUGGUUCUGUGUUGAUCGCCCACGGCGGGACUGAAAUGGGUCAGGGACUUCACACCAAGAUGAUACAGGUGGCAAGUCGAGCGCUAAAACUACCCACAACGAAAAUUCACAUCAGCGAAACCAACACGACUACAGUUCCCAACACCUCCCCAUCUGCCGCCAGCUCGUGUUCAGACCUCAACGGCAUGGCUAUAGUGGAGGCCUGUGAGAAGUUGUUGUCGAGACUGGAUCCAGUGAUCCAGGCUAACCCAGAUAAGACUUGGGAGGAAUGGAUUCGCGCUGCUUAUGAAGCACGGAUAUCUUUGUCAGCGACAGGUUUCUACAAAGUGGACAAUCUACACUUCGACUGGAAAACGUCUACUGGUAACCCAUUCAGCUACCUGUGUUUUGGUGCUGCUUGUACUGAGGUGCAGAUAGACUGCCUUACGGGAGACCACGAGAUUUUGCAGACAGACAUCGUAAUGGAUGUUGGUAGAAGUCUGAACCCAGCGCUUGACAUUGGACAGAUCGAGGGAGCAUUCAUGCAGGGCUAUGGUAUGAUGGUUCUUGAGCAUUACAAGGUGUCACCGGAUGGUACUCUGCUGACCAGGGGACCUGGUACAUACAAGCUCCCAAGCUUUGGAAAUAUUCCAACCAGAUUCAAUGUGUCUUUACUCAAAGGCAGCUCAAAUAAACGAGCUGUUUACUCAUCAAAGGCAAUAGGCGAACCCCCUUUGUUUCUGGCCUCCUCUGCAUUCUUUGCAAUUGUGGAUGCAAUAAAAUCAGCACGAGAGGAUGCUGGGUGUUCAGCACCACUCCGACUCAACAGUCCGGCUACAGCGGCAGAUAUCAGGAUGGCGUGUACAGACAGGUUCACUCAGCAGUUUCCAUUGCCGCCUGAAGGGAGUUUCAAGCCCUGGUUUACCGUACUCUAAUUUAUGUUUCUAUUGUGACCAGAAAUGUUGUCAACUGUUCGUGUUUUUGAAGAUCUCAUGCUCCUCAGAAGGGAGGUGUAGUUUUGGUUUACCAUACUAUAAUUUGAGUUUAUUUUAUCACCAGAAGGGACGUGAAACCUUGGAUAACCAAGCCGUUGUUUCAGGUACUUGCCACCAGCGUGAAUAUGAAGCUAUGGUUUACAUAUUGAAAUAUCAGUUUCUAUUGCCAACAAGACAGAAAUUGCACGUGAACCUUGCAAAACAUUGUAAAUGCAGUGAUAUCAUAUUUUAUGUUGUUAAGUAUUUUUAAUUUGUAUUUUUCUUCGCACAUUCACGCACACAGCUAAAUAUAUACAUGCAUAUUACAUGUACAUACUAAGAUACUUGCACAAAUAUGAAUGUAAAAAUAGGAAUUCCAAAUAAAAACAACAGUAAUGAAGUUACUCAUAAUAUGGUAAUUCUAAUGGCAAUAAUUUGCCUUAAUUCAUUGUAAACUAAAGAUAUAUUGAAACUACUAUAGCUGUUUUUUUUUCUCCACCUUUUGUAAAUAACAGAUAUUAAUAAAUCGUUCUAUACACCUUAGAAACCCAUCACAUUAUAGCUGUCUUUUUUAAUUUUUACGUAAACGCAGACGUGAGAAAUAGGAGGAUAGCUGGUCACUACCCACCUAACUGAAGAUUAUGCACCCUCCAGUUACAAGGUGACUUAAUAUAUAUAGUUUGCCUUCCCGCAACUGCUGGUAAUUUCCAACACCUAUGGGAAAGUGUUAUACUGUCAUUGACGUCACUAUAGAUUUAUUGUAGUUUGGACUUUUUUUCUUGUUUUUUUGUUUGCUUUGUACUGAAUUAUUUAAUUAGAAUAGAAGUGUUAUCUUAUUGUAGUAUUAUAUUUGGUAUAUUUGGUAAAAGGGCAGUCUUAUCUUAUUCUAUUUGUGCCCCUGCUGUGUGGUUACACUCUUUUUAAAUGGCUCCUUACCACGGUGCUGAUGAAGUUAUGUGAUGAAUAAUGAUGAAAGUUUUGCUGCAGCUAGUUCUCGCAUCAGUUGUGGAUAUAUUACUGAGGAUUUUUAUAAAUCCAUACCAGAAUGGAGCUGUUUGUAGCUCACAGUAACCAGGUAGCUGUGGAAAAGAUCAAGGUCAUAGACACAUAGAAUGUUUUCUUUCUGAACAAAAAUGGUAUUUUAAACUAAAAAUGGAAGCCACCCCACCUUCAUUAGAUACGGCCCUAUAAAAUAUCUUAGUAAUCUAAUGGACUCAAGUAUGUAGUUAAUCAAGUUAAAUUGGCUCAUUAAACUGGUUUAAUUUUGUGUGUUCACGUGUGUUCUGUGAGACUGCAGUAUUGUGCGUGCUUACCCCCAACACAAACGCGCACACCUGUUUCUCUUUGUAUAUCGUGGUAGCAGAAAGUUGUGUUUUCACUUGUGUUCAAAAUUCUCUCCUACUACAGCCAUUACUGAUGUUUUUAUAGAUAUUGUCGUUAUGAGGAGGGAUUUAGCUCAGACAGCAGAGCGCUUAAUGAUGUAUGUGUGUAAAUGAGAACAUUCUUCUAUACAAUUAUUGUUAUUGUUAAUUUAACGUUAUAAUGCUGUCGUGGAGUUUUCCGGUCUUUUUUUUUGUAAAUAAACACUGAACAGUAAUUCCAGUGUGUGCUGGACACCACGAACCCAUGUAGUAAUCAGACUAGAUUCCCUGGGCACGACACGUUGAUUAAAACUUUUAUUGAAUAUACGCAACUCAUGGUGAAGAAAAUGUUAUAGUCGCAUAUCUGAGCUUAUGUGUCCGGAAUAAUAAUUAUUAUGUAAGUCUGUAAUAAAUAUCAUCCAUCCAAUUUAUAUAGCAAGCUAUUAUUGUUUAUUAAUUUAGAAAAUGUCUUAAAAGAAUACUUUUGAGUAAUAUAAACAAUAAUGAGAAUAAUAGAAGUAAAUACAUAUUAAAUAAUAAGAAACG
Molecule: messenger RNA, 6172 nt
Organism: Gigantopelta aegis
Lineage: Eukaryota; Metazoa; Mollusca; Gastropoda; Neomphalida; Peltospiridae
Product: xanthine dehydrogenase/oxidase-like
Exons: 35
Coding region: 219-4226 (1335 amino acids)
Molecular function (GO): 2 iron, 2 sulfur cluster binding; iron ion binding; molybdopterin cofactor binding
Source: RefSeq, a predicted model, not a curated record